Nasonia vitripennis (jewel wasp) is the source of this 2779-nucleotide messenger RNA. It is a transcript of the gene Ak1, whose product is annotated as adenylate kinase isoenzyme 1. Bases 1898 to 2476 code for a protein of 192 amino acids. The record is from RefSeq and is a predicted model, not a curated record. Lineage: Eukaryota; Metazoa; Arthropoda; Insecta; Hymenoptera; Pteromalidae. Gene Ontology annotation, biological process: nucleoside triphosphate biosynthetic process. Gene Ontology annotation, cellular component: cytoplasm; cytosol. Gene Ontology annotation, molecular function: AMP kinase activity; ATP binding. The transcript is spliced from 11 exons.
GUAUUGAAACAGCCGCGCACCUGUAUCCACAAUACAAUUUUCACCGGAAGAUAACGUCGAUAUCACUCGCCGGCUCGCUAAGAAGCUUUCUAAUGUCCGAAGUGUCGAUACGAGCGCUCGGAAACUCUUUGCCAAAUCGGUAAUGUCGAGACGAAUUCAAGCCGACGAUCUGCGAAGCGAAGAAAUCGAGUCGGCUGCCAAAUUCCAGUUGAUCUGGGAUUCUCCGGGUGUCAGUCUAGAACCACUAUUGGUUCACCAAUUGGAAAGCAUACAAAAUUAUUUCGCCGAUACAGAUGAAGUCGACCUCGAUGCGAGCGUGCUGAUAGAUGCCGAUUUUCAAGCUACUAGUGUGCCCUGUCAGUCUUUUAUCGGUUUUGUUCUGGAUCGGAUGGCGAAACCUGCGACGAGGUUCGCCGAUCGUCGAGCGUUGAUGGAGAGCACUUUGUCGCAAUACUGCAAUAGAGUCACCGGGUGCAAUGGUGUACGAAUCGUGAAACCGAUUUCGAAGAAAUUAUUCAACGUUUCAUGUCCAAUCGUUGACUCGCUUUCUGUUUGAAGAUUGCAAAAUUAUCUGUAAAUGCACACACGAGUCAGCAUGAUUCGGAAAAACGCAACAAUUGAUUGAAUUGCUGAAAAGUGUGUAUUUAUGACUAAAUUCAUCUUACUUAUAUUCUCGUUGACAAUUUCACGCGCAACGAUGGGCCAAAAUCCGACCAGUUUUGCAUAACCAUAACCAACAAAAAAUUAAGUUUAAGAAUAUAAUAAUAAACAAACUUGACAAAAGUGAAAAAUUAUUCAAAAAUAAAAAAAAUAUGGCAAGAUUUCGUAGAAGAUCAAUCAGCAGUGGCUACCUAGUCAGUGACGAUUUAACGAAAUAUAGAUAAAGCCAUCACUACCUUUGACGUUAUACGGAUAAUCAAUUGCAAAUCGAUGGCGAGGAACGAUCGACCGAGCGCUUGGCGCAGUUUCUCUGUACCAGCAGAAGUGGAAAGGGAUCUGAAGCUGAUGAGCUCGAUCCUUGGAAUCGAGCACUACACGCUCAUCAUGCUCGGAGCGAUAACACAAGGACUACCCGAUGCUCCACGCGCCCUGGCUACUGAUGCAGUCCUGCAUGAUCGGAUUGGAGCUUUUGGUGUUCCUGGUGAGGCUGUUCCUGGAAGGACUGCACUUGUCACGUGACCAGAUUCUCAUAUCGAUCCUGAGCCUGCACAACUGGUUGCAGGUUUUCUGCCUGUUUCAGAGACAGACGAGCCGCCGAUCGGGCGCUCAUCCUUUUUGAACGAUGAGUAAAAAUUAAGAUUUUGUUGUAAAACUGGAAGUUUAUAAAUUGAUAUAACGACAUAUUCGUGUGACGAUCAGAGAUUAUGUCAUAGGAUAUGAGCUUUUGAUAAUUAUGAUCGACCGAUGAGUGCGCAGAGCAAAAACGUUAUCUGCACAAAAGUGAGCCCACUAAAAGCCAGUCAUAAGUAGCAAAUAAACGGAUUAAAAAAAAACAACAAAAAAACUCGUAAAGUCGAGAACCAUUAAUACGUAUCGCGCGGUAAAUUCACGUCUAACUAUAUAUACUGUCACGAAGUUAAAUUCGUAGAGAACCACGAUAAUCCUCCAUCGAUUAAUAAAGACAAGCAUACGUCAUGGUCUAUACACCACAUAGCAUAUAGACUAUGCGCAGAGGCUAACUGCGCGCAGCUGACUCUCGGGGAAAUCGAUCCUGGGCAGCUGAUGUCUGAUGAUGGGACUCGCGCCAAUACUGCCUCUAUAUAUAUAUCUAGCGAGUCGUGCGCAAAGCUGAGACUCCCGCGCGAAUCAGUAGCACCUGAGACUCGCGCCUGGUAGGGUCUGUGGACUGCCGCAUUCCUCGGCUAAUUGCGUGUCUAGAUAAAAAGGAAGAUCGAAGAUGAAGACAGUCUGGAUAAUCGGUGGGCCAGGUUGCGGCAAAGGUACCCAGUGCGACAGGAUCAUCAAGAAUUAUGGAUUCGUGCAUCUCAGCAGCGGUGAUCUUCUGCGAGAUGAGGUGGCCAGCGGCAGUCCUCGUGGCGCCGAGCUUCAGGAGCUCAUGUCGAAGGGACUGUUCGUGCCGACGGACGUCGUGCUGUCGCUGAUCAAGGAGAGGAUCGAGAAAGCCAAGGCUGAGAAUCCGGAUACCAAGGGUGUGCUCAUCGACGGUUAUCCCAGGGAGCUCGAGCAGGGAUUGCAGUUCGAGAAGGAUGUAUGCCCAGUGGAUCUGAUAAUUUUCUUCGACGUCAAGAACGAGACGUUGAUCAGCCGGCUACUGGGACGUGCUGCCGCAGCAGCAGUCAAACGCGCCGACGACAACGAGGAGACCAUCAAGAAGAGGAUCGAGAUUUUCAACGAGAAAAACGGCAAGAUCGUCGAGCACUACAAGGACAAGUGUCUCAGGAUCAACGCCGAAGGCGCCGUAGACGCGAUAUUCGACCAGGUCAGCCAGGCCCUCGACAAGCUUCUGGCCUCGUAGACACGACACUGUACAUCUGAAUCCACGCAUAGCCUAAUAACAACUCUCAUCGCUUCAGCUACUUUGAAAUUAUAGAGCCAAUUAUUACGCUUAUUGUCAACGUGUACAUAUACAUACAUGCAUAAGUAUAUAAUGUAAUAUUUUCGUAAAAAAAUUCAUGCGCAAACGGGAGAGUCAAUCAAGUACAAACUACAUACGAUUAAUUUAUCGACGAACAACGUGCAUUACCGCACACGUCAUGGCACAUGACGGACAGUUGACCGAUUGAAUCGCAACUGCACAAUAAAACUGAAUUCAAAAGUA